ACAGCAACAGCUAAUAAUUUAAGCUGUCAUUGCGCCAAUUUCUCAAAAUCAGGAUAUUGGUUUGCUAAAAAGCAGGGGAAAUUAAAAGUACCAUUUUAUAACAUUUUUAAUCAUCAAUUUAAUUAAGCUUUUUGGUCUCACAGCCUACCUUUUUUCUUUUGAUUUAUUGGGAUUUAGAUCUGUAAUUUAGCGCAUUUUUCCACCUUCAAACUAGUCAGUCAAGUUCCCACUUUCUUCCCACUUCUUCUUUUCUCUUCUUGUUUACUAUCAACAUUUCCCAAAGUUGUUUGAUCAUCAUCUUCUACAUAUUCAACUACAUGUAAGUAAACCCACCUAUUUUUUACUUAUUUGUGCCGAUUUUUUGAUGAAUUUUGGACCUUUUUUGAGUUCUGAGUACUGGGAAUUGAUUGAAUUGCUGUAAAUUGAACUGGGUUUUGCUUAAAUAUUUCUGGGUUCGUAGUUUUAUGCAGAUUUGAGCUUGUUUGUUUGAACAUUUGUUGAGAUGAGUAAUGAUGGGGUAAAAGUUGGUAUUCAAAUCAGGAAAUUUGUGAUCAUAACAAUAAAAUUGUGUUAUAGAUCAGUUUGUAAUCAUCCAUUUGUUGUGGGUUUAUUGUUGUUCUUGUUAUUUCUGUAUAGAUCAUUCCCAUUUUUGUUUUCUAUAUUGGUGUCUACCUCUCCUGUACUUGUUGGUACUGCUGUUUUACUUGGAACCCUUUUGAGUUUUGGUGAACCAAAUGUUGUCCCUGAGUGUGACGAAGAAGAGAAACCGGCUCACGAAGUUGUGCAGUCGAAAACGGGUGGGUUUGAGAGCACUACAGUUGUUGAGGAAGAUGAGUUUUUUGGUAAAGAUAGUAGGUACACCGAAUUGAGCAGAGAGUUUGUAAAGACAACUGAUGAAGAACCUUUGCUAGAUAAUACUGAUAGAAUAGAUAAAUCGGAUAUAGAUCGUGAUGAUGAUGAUGUUGCUUAUAGUACAAUAUCUACUGAUCAUAAUUCGAGGGAGGUCAGAUUUGAGAAAGGAUGGAUUGAUGAAUCAAAGAGUGAGCAAGAGAAUGCUGAGAUUGAGCAGACUGCGAACUUGGGUGAUCAAAUGUUUAAGAUGGGAAUUGUAGUCGGUUUUAGUGAUGGCGAAAUCCUGGAAACCAGGUUUUCUUCAGUUGAGAAGGUACAGGGUGAGCACUUUGAGGAUUAUAUUUCAGCAGAAGGAUCAAUUGAUGCUCAGAUGGGGGAUUAUUUAGUGUCUUCCUUGGAAUCACAGAAACAAUCGAAUGAAGUUCUAGCUGAUAGUAUAUUAUCAGCUAAGGAAGUUCAACAUGAGAAUUUUGAAGAUUAUAAGUCUGCUGAAGGAUCACUUGAUGUUCAGGUAGGGGAUCAAUUAGAACCUUCACUGGCAUCAUGGAAACAGUUUGAUGCUCUUGAUGAUCGGUUAUCCACUGCUCAAGAAGUUGAAGAGAGGAUAUUUGAGGGUUAUAAUAUAGCGGAAGGAUCAUCAGAGGCUCAAAUGAGGGAUUACUUAGAAUCAUCUAUGAGAUCAUGGAGACAAAUGGGUUCUGAUCAUGAUGAACAUGGUGAGUCUGAUACCGGGUCUGAUGGAGCUGAGAGUUCCUCUCCAGAUGCUUCAAUGGCGGACAUUAUCCCUAUGCUUGAUGAACUAGAUCCACUUCUAAACGAUGAAAUAUUACAGGCUAUUAACCUAUCCCGUCAAAGCUCUGCUGCAACGAUGGAAGAGUCUGUGAUUUCGCCAGAUAGCAGCAUUCAUUCUGAAGAUGAAAGUGAUCAUAAGGAUCACGAAGCUGAUGAAGGUAAAAGUGAUAAUGAUGAUGAUGACAACGAAGAGGAAACUCAAGUUGGUAUAGAAGAUUCUGCGAAGUCUGCGAUCACGUGGACAGAAGAUGACCAGAAGAAUCUUAUGGAUCUAGGGACAUCUGAAUUAGAAAGGAACCAGCGCCUGGAGAGCCUUAUUGCUAGGAGAAGAGCAAGGAAGAUAACAGGAGAUAGGAAUUUGAUUGACUUGGAUGGGAUGGACCUACCUUUUCCAGUUGCACCUAUUUCAACGAGAAGAAACAAUCCUUUUGAUCUACCUCAGGACAACUCUUAUGCUCACUUGGGGCUACCACCAAUUCCUGGCUCUGCACCAUCUAUUAUGCUGUCUAGGAGAAAUCCUUUUGAUCUUCCUUAUGACUCUAGUGAAGAAAAGCCUGAUCUUUCUGAAGAUACUUUCCAGCAGGAAUUUACUGAAGUUACUCAUAGGGAGGCAUUAUUUCGAAGAAAUGAGACAUUCAAUAUGGGAUCCACUGGUUUUGAUAUAGGAAGACCUAGUCGAUUUAGACCUUAUUUUGUGCCAGAAAGGACAGAUUCUGAUAUGAUGAGCUAUUCUUCUCUUUCAAGACAGGUAAGUGAGCUUAGCGAGUCCAAGGCAAGUUCUGUUUCUGAAACUGAGUCAACUUCUGCAGGAGCAGACCAGGAAGAAAAGAAGCUAAUAGAAGAUGACUCUGUUCAAGAAGUUGAACCCAGUUCUGAGAUUGAUUAUGCUUCUGUCCUUGUUGAACAUGGAAGUCAGUCUUCAGCAGAUUUGGAUUCAUUGUCAGGUGAAGAACAAGAGAAUAAAGAUUUUGUUCCUCGUGAGCAUGAAGUUGAGCUCGGUAGGGAAAGGUCUUCUCUUACUGUUGAUUCUGAUGUGAUGGGAUAUCCUUCUCUUCAGAGACAACUAAGUGAACAUAGUGAGUCCAAAGAAAGUACUGCUGCUGAAAAAGAAUCAACUUCUGCAGGAGCAGAUCUUGAAGAAAAGAUAAUGGAAUACAACUCUGCUCAAGAAGUUGAAGCCCGUUUUAAGAUUGAUCAUGCUUCUGCCCUUUCGGUGCAUGGAAGCCAAUCUUCUGAAGAUUUGGAUUCAUUGUCAGAUGAUGAAAUAGAUCGGAAAGAUUUUGUUCUCAGUGUGCUUGAAGUUGAGUUGGGUAGGGCUAAGUCUUCUUCUGCUGCAGCUUCCUACACCUCUGAAACUAUUGAAUCAGCUGAUAAUAGAAUUGAUUACAGGGAAAUUAAUCCUGCAGUAGAUCCAAUGCUGUCUCAUAGCAAAGUUAGCCAUAGUGACAUCCAACCGAUGACAGAAUUAAUCGAAGUAAAUCACAAUAUCACCUCUAGCCCAUUAUCUGUAUCAAAAGUUUUUAAUGAUAAGACAAUGGAAGAUGUUGACAGUGGUUUGGCAAACAAGGAGAAACGCCAAGUCAAGAAUCUUUUUAAUGUUCACAUUCCAGAGAAGUGUUCACUGGAGCCCUCAUCGUCAGGUGUAACACCUGGGUUGUCACUAGAGACAUCAGAAUACAGUCAUGCAGAUGAGGUGGAUGAUAAUCAUCCAAAGGAACCUAUUUAUGACUUCAUCCCACUCAAGAAGAACCAUUCCUUGUCCUCCUCUUCUUCUGAUAUGCAGAGAGAGACAUCAGGGAUUGAUUUAUACCAUUUAUCAAGUGAUUUAUUUGUGGUUGAUGAAACGAAUGUUCACAAUCAAGAUGUAGAGUUCAUUUCCCAGCAAACUAAAAACGAUGCAGAUGGAGAUGACUUGACAAUGAACGAUAUUGGUGAACAAAGUGGAGUUUACAGCACUGACUUCUCAGAGUUUAAUAAACUCCCUAGUAAUUCACCAACAUCUGUAGUGGCAGAAGAUGAGGUUCAUUUGGCGAAGGACAAAAUAUUAGAUGGUGAAGUUGCUCCUCAUGAAGUACAGAAUUUUUUUGCACAGAAAGACGGUUCUGAAAUUCAUAUUGAAAACAAACUAGAUGAUAUGCCUUCUGCUGAUAGACACAAGUUUGCAGAAGAUUCUAUUUUAGCUCAAGAGAAAAACGAAGUUACUACAUUGGCAGGCAGUUAUUCGCCUGUCCACUCCACAUUGUCUUCUUCACAGGUCGAGUCAAAGGACGAAAAUCAGGAGGAAGUGAAUAUAAACCAGCAGUUUCAGGUGUUCAAUUCCAGUUUGAAGAGUCGUGAAAAUGAUGGGAAUGAAACGCUGGAAUUUUCACUGGAUGAAAAUCAUUUCUUUCCACAUAAUUCUGACAUCAGCGACCCCUGGGCUGAUUCCGCAGAUCAGGAACAAUCCGUCAUUCUUAGAAAGCUUGAGGUUGAUCAGGCAAACAAAGUUGAUGAACCUGAUAAUGUUCUCAUGGCUCAAGAGCCUCAACACGAGAUAUCUUCUGAUCCAAGUCAAAGCAAUGUAUCUUCUUCCCAGCCUGAGGAUUCUGAAACAACAGUUGCAGAAUUAUCAUUUAAGAAGCAUGUUCAAGAUGUACCUGUCACUGGACUGGUAGAGGAAAAUCACAAGGUCUUUGAAGGAUUUGAAGAACCAAUAGCUGAUGAGCAUAUCACGUAUGCAGAGAAAAAUGAUGUCAAUGAGAUGGAUGAAGAGUUGCUGUCUGAGCUGGAUGCAGUUGGUGACUUCAGAGUGUCAAAUACUGUACCAAUCUUGGAGAAUAGUAUGAUAGAUCUCAAUGCUGCAAUUGACUCUAAUAUACCUGUAGAAGCUUUUGGUAAAGUAUAUACAAGUACUGAAAUGCCAAUCAGCCAUGAAACAUUGCUUGGAGAUAGCACUCAUGUAGAAACCAAUCCUUCCAGGAUUAAGGAAUCAAACUUAGAUUCACAGACAGUAAAUUUCAAUACUGAUUUGCUAAACCUAGAAGCUCAUUCUUUUGAAAAUGUCGAUGCUGUAUUUGCGAAAGCGAGUGAAGAAGCUCACAAAUCUGUGGUUGCUGAGUCUGUCCAGGCUGAAUUUAUGAGAGAGGUGGAAGGUCUUUUUCCAGAAACUGAUCUAUUGUUAGGAGAUACAGAACCACGGGGCAGUACCUCUGAAGUAGUAACAAACACUGCUGAUGCUGCCUUCAAUAGUAGGGAAUCAGUUCCAGAAAGAAUUGAAUCCGACCUUGCUUUACUGGAGGGCCAUGAUCUGGAUCCUCACUGGAAUGAAACUGUUUCAGAAAUGCCAAUCGUGGAUGCUAAGAUUAUCAAACAGUCUGCUGCAGAUGUUGAGAGAGUUGAAGAAGAAAUCAUUGAUAGAUCUAAUUCUGUUGAAGCUUUACCAAAAGUAAGUGAAACAGGAGUUGAUUCUCCGGAAUCCAUGCCAUUGCAAAUACAUAGAGACAUUAAAGAGAUAGAUGUCUCAUCUUUCAUUGAGACAAGUACUGCACCAGAUCUUGAGCCCAUAGAUCAAACAGAAAGUGUUGGUUCUAUGGAAUCCGAGUCAUCAUUAAUAGAUGGGGACAUCAAAGAGAUACAAGAACCAUUAGUACUUGAUGAAAGUGAUUCACUUGUUCAUGAGUUUAAGGAUAAGGCACCAGAGAUGCAUGUUCUUGGAAAAACACAUGAGCCAUUGCUACUGGGGAAAGAAGAUAAAGAGUUAAAAGAAUCACUUCUUGUUGGAGUUAGUGUCGGAUCUGCUCUCGACACUGAAGAUCAAAUGGAAAAGUUUGAUACCACAAGAUCUGAGUCAUUGCGUAUAGAUGAAGAGAUUAAAGAGACAGAGGAAUUGCUGGCUCAUGAAAAAAGUAUCACUCCUGCAUCUGAGUCUGACGAUCAGAGAGAUAAAGCUGGUUCAUCUGAGCCAUUGCAGCUGGAUAGGGACAUUAUACCAGAAUCUCCUGCUGUUGAAGCAAAUAUUCCAUCUGCUCUUCAGCCAGAAGAGAGGGAAGUGGUUGGUUCCGAGGAAUCCGAGGCAUUGCAGUUGGAUAGAGAUAUUCAUGAGGUACAAGAAUCUCCUGCUGUUGAAGCAAGUAUUCCAUCUGCUCUUAAACCUGAAGAGAGGGAAGUGGUUGAGGAAUCCGAGCCACUGCAGUUGGAUAGAGACAUUCAUGAGGUACAAGAAUCACCUGCUGUUGAAGCAAGUAUUCCAUCUGCUCUUCUACCUGAAGAAAGGGAAGUGGUUGGUUCUGAGGAAUCUGAGCCAUUGCAGUUGGAUAGAGACAUUCAGGAGGUACAAGAAUCUCCUGCUAUUGAAGCAAGUAUUCCAUCUGCUCUCCAGCCUGAAGAAAGGGAAGUGGUUGGUUAUGAGAAUUAUGAGCCAUUGCAAAGCGACAAUAUUGUGGAAGAAUUACGCGAUUGGCAUGUUGUUGAAGAAAUAGCUCCUAUAGAAUCCAAGCCAAUGCAAACAGAAACAGAUAUUAAAGACGUGCCAGAAUCUCCUACUGCACAAGCCAGUGUUUCUGUUCCCGAGUCUUCUGAUCAAAUACUGACAGCUGAUUCUGGGGAAUCUGAUAGAAACAUUGGGGAGUUGCAAGAAUUGCCUGCUGUUGAUAAAAAUGCGCUUGAAAAUGAGUCAGGUCAACUAGAAAAGGUCAACUUUGUAAAAUCUGAAUCAUUGCAAAUGGAUGGUGAUUUUGAAGAGAUUCAAGAGCCUCCUAUUCUACACAACAAUUAUGCAUCUUCUGUUCAGUUCAAAGAUCAAAUGGAAAUCAAUUCACCGAUGGAAGUUGUAGAGAUUCAGGCUUUGCAGGAACAUCACCCAGUUUCUCAGCAGGAACCUGAAUUUGAUUUUUCAAAUAUGGAUGAUUCAAGAGGGCUCAUUGUUGACUCAUCAACCACUGACAUUCAAUCAAUCAAAAAUAAAGUCGGUGAUCAAGGACAUGACAAGAAUGCUACUGAAAACUUUUCUUCGCAAGUUGAGGAGGAAAAAUCCAGCUAGUCUCAUAAUUCAAGCUCCUCCAGCUCUAGUUCAAGUGUAUCUGUUGAAGAUUAAUAUUGUACGAGAUACGUUGUUGGGUGAGUGUGGCUAUCACCAACAUUUUGGUUCCAAAUAUAAUUUUGAAUGCCUACAGCUUUCUAAGAGCUUGGUUGGCUGGUUAUUAGUGUCUGUUUAAGUUAAUUUGGGCUGCUUCGUUUUUGGUGAGUAGCAGGUUCGUUGUUAUCCCCGCUUUGUUGUAGCCGGGUUUUUUGUGAUAUUUUUUUCGUUUGUGGAAAGAUUGAGGUUUUCUUUGAUGCUUGGAGUCAUAGUUCCUUUACUGUAACUGAGGCAUCAAACCUUAUGUUGUGUUUUAAAUGUUGUAAAUUUUAUACAUUUAUGUCACUAGUCUGUGACCAUUGCGUUGUUCGGGAUUUGGGAGGGGUAUUUUCAGUAUAGAGCUGAAAAUUGUACUUUGGCUUUGUGUAUAGAGAGUUUCUGUUGAGAGGCUAAAUUUGUAAGCCUCCUGUUUUGUAAUGUACAUUGUUUCUUUUGAAUGCGUACUAGUUUUGAUGUGUACUAUGAAAAUUAUUACUGACAUCUGAAAUUUUUA
Chenopodium quinoa (quinoa) is the source of this 7250-nucleotide messenger RNA. RefSeq lists its product as uncharacterized. The transcript has 2 exons. Bases 503 to 6661 code for a protein of 2052 amino acids. Lineage: Eukaryota; Viridiplantae; Streptophyta; Magnoliopsida; Caryophyllales; Amaranthaceae. The record is from RefSeq and is a predicted model, not a curated record.